UUUUCAGCUUCGGAUAGAGUCCAAAGACCAAACCAUGGGGGCGCUACCUACUUGGUACAGUGGCACGUGUCUUGGGCUUGUCGAUCUAGUCGAGUCGUGUCGAUCUAGUGUACAUGUACAUGUAAGUUCAAGCAAGUAAUUUACAAUCUACAUUUCUAAACUUCAGGUCCUAACUCAGUCAUGUUAGAAACAGUAGUCCGCGUUUGGGUUGGCAUUGUAGGUCUGACGGCUUUAGUCACUUCGCUGCAAUGUUUCGUGGACAGCUCCUUCCUAGCAGAAAGGAUUUACACACUGGAAAAGGAUGCAGUCACCCCAGCCUUAGGCAGACUGUUUGGCACCUGGACUUGUCUUGCUGGUGUUGUCCGAGCGAUGUGCGCCCUGAACAUCAAUAGCAAACCGUUAUACAUAGCUACAUUGUUUUCCUUUGUGCUAGCCCUUGCCUAUUUUGCUGCCGAGUUCCUCAUAUUCAAGACGGCUGCCCUUACAGUUGGAGUAAUAUCACCUCUCAUCGUGGCAGGUGGUUCAACAGUCCUGAUGCUAAUCGCCUACCCAGGAAUAUUCAACAAGCAGGACAUGUCAGCAGAAUCGACCAAACCUCAAUCAAAGAAACAUUGAUUUCACAUUUAUUUUCGAUCAAAUUUGAAACUUUGAUUAAAAACCAGAUUUAAAAGGUGCUUUCGAUUUUAGAAAUGUGUUUAUCUCCAAAAGCACACUUUUUGAAAGUACUUUAAGCCACAGUACAAAAUUGUUCCUUAGGCCGUAGACAGAGCUCGGAUUUGCAAUAUUGAAUGACCUUUUUUUUUUUUUUAAAGGGGAGAUUUUAAGGGUAUUUUGUAUGUGAUAAAUUAUUGAGAUGAAACUUAAUAAGGAGACGGGGUAGGUUAACCUCUUUGAAUUUUGGACAGUCGUAGUUGUGCAAUAUAAUUAUAUUCACUGAAAAUAAUUCUUAACUUGGGAAUUUUUGAGUAACUUCAACUUGGCCACGAGCAGUGUUGUAUUCGAGUCCCUGUUUGGACAUUUCUCCGUGAACAAAAUAAAAAAUCCGAAAUACAUGUAUACGUUUUGUCAUGGAAACUUUCCAGUUCAAUGUGAUACCUGUACUUGGGAACGCUGUGUAAGAAAUAACGAGAGCAUUAGCGCUGAAGCUCCUUAAAGAGGUUGUGGAAUGCUCGAAGACAUUUCCGUCAUUUUUCGGGUAUAUGUAGCCUAAGGUGU
Molecule: messenger RNA, 1215 nt
Organism: Patiria miniata (bat star)
Lineage: Eukaryota; Metazoa; Echinodermata; Asteroidea; Valvatida; Asterinidae
Gene: erg28
Product: ergosterol biosynthetic protein 28 homolog
Exons: 4
Coding region: 181-615 (144 amino acids)
Cellular component (GO): endoplasmic reticulum; membrane
Molecular function (GO): protein-macromolecule adaptor activity
Source: RefSeq, a predicted model, not a curated record